Molecule: messenger RNA, 2278 nt
Organism: Maniola jurtina (meadow brown)
Lineage: Eukaryota; Metazoa; Arthropoda; Insecta; Lepidoptera; Nymphalidae
Exons: 2
Coding region: 234-1286 (350 amino acids)
Biological process (GO): neuropeptide signaling pathway
Cellular component (GO): membrane; neuron projection
Molecular function (GO): G protein-coupled receptor activity; neuropeptide binding
Source: RefSeq, a predicted model, not a curated record
ACCGCCAUGUUCAGUAUAUUCGCAGCGGCUCCGGAGUUGAUACUGUAACUGUUUCAAUCGAAGAUUGAAUAAUUGUAAUAUAUCUGUGUUGGCUGAUAUAGUAAACCGACCCUUGCGUGUACAUAUGCCUACCAACGACAGAAUACACUGGUGAUUCAUUUCUGGCAAAAAAACAGUGAGGGACGGCGGAGAACGCAAGUGAGCAAGUGACGCAGCGCAAGUCAUUGAUCCCUAUGCGUUCCCCGACGCCCGACGCCAUGUCGGAGCUCGCAGCCGCGCGCGGCCCGCUGUUCCCGCCACUCGUUGUCGCGAUUUAUAUUGCCUGCAUCGCCGGCGCCGCGGCGCUCGCCAACUGCGCUCUCCUGGCUGCCCUACUCAAGCGAUCAAGAAACGGGUUGUCCUCAAUCAUCAUUCAGCUAGCAGUCGCAGACAUCAUUCUAAUAGGAACCUCCAUCGGGCCCGAAAUAUGGUCUUACAACGCAAGAACAUGGAUCUUCGGAAGAAACUGCUGCAUAGCAUACCGUGGACUCUGUAUAUUCGCGUCGACGGCAUCUCUGUACUUAAUCGCUACAGUUGCACUGCAUACUCUAGCCACCGCUAAAUUGGAGGAAAAAGCGGGAACACUCAAUAAUAAACGAAGCGAGCGCGACGAUGACGACGAAAUGAGAUCUUCACGACACAGUCUUGUCGCUAGCAGUGAUACUUCUACGCCUCUGCGUACGAUGAAUGUAGAUUAUCGUCUCGCAGACACGAGGGUGCCAGUAGCUCCACCAACUGCAUUCGUAUGGGUGCUGUCUGCAUCCUUAAGUAUACCAGAAUUUACAUUGGCUACUACAGUCCGUCAUGAUCAAGACUUCAUCGCCUGUACUUUAGUCGAUACUAGUCAUAGAGUUAACAUGCAUUCCAUGGUCGCUUUUUUCAAUUUUUUUCUGCCAGCUCUGAUACUAAUCAGUGCCUGUGUUCUUAUAUUAUGUAAAUUCAAAUCAAAGAAGACAGUAAAAUUAGAGGGAAGCGAUACUAUUCCAGCAUUGAAAUUAUCCUUAUGGUUGAUUUUAGUGUACGGUAUUUUUUGCAUUCCACGUUCGCUUUUUUACGUUUAUGGGUUAUAUUCGGCAGACACUAAAAGCGAUUCGGAAUACGCGAGUGAUAAUUCUCUAUUAAUAAAAUUAAUAUUGAGUGCUAUGUUCCUCGCAGCGACCUUACUGCGUCCUAUAUUGUGCAUAAGUCUACUACCAGGAUUACUGAAAAUGUUUUCAUUUGGAUUUAGAAACAUCGAUGAAGUGUAAAAGAAAUAUUUUAUGUAUGAAAGGAAAAACCAAAAAGCUUUAAGUAUGUAAUAAAGAUCUCGUGGUUUAAUUUGUAAAAAGUAAAAAUUUCGGCAUUAAUUUUAAACUAAGUAUGUAGUAGGUAGGUACUAGAAUAAAAUAAUUAUAUUAGUAGCUAAGUUUUUCAAAAACCUUAAUAAUGAUUAUGGGAAAAUAAACUAUGUACGUAUAUUUAGUAUUUUUUAAAGUUUAGUAUUGAACAAGCACGAACCUAUACACCUAUGCUAUACCUAAACUAAGUAAUACAUAUUAUCCUGACUUUCAUAUCGUCAUUGAAGCACAACCCAUGGCGAAAAGCCACCCGCAUUAUGUGGUUCUCACAAGGAUCAAUAAGCCCAUGACCGCAAACUAGCAGUCUGAAAAGAAAGACCAAACAUAUUUUUCCAGCUUUACGUUAGGAUAUAAAAAAUAUGCAUAUUACGAAACCCAACUUUCUCUAGAAUUUGUAUAACAAUUUUGGCUGAGCGUAAAAUCUAAAUGCAAUAACUGAAAAUAAUAAUAAAUAUAAUUUGUGUCACGUGAUACGCGUGACAAUUUUAGGUUUUUGGAAUAAGGUGAAAACUACGUCGUAGUAUUACAUAGUUUAGAUAAACAUCUUUUUGGGGUUAAUAGGUGGCGGUUUAUUUAAAUAUUGGUUCUAAAACUAAAAAUUGUAUUUAAUACAAAAGUUUAUUGGUGAAAACAUGAAAAAUAUAAUAGAUUAAUGGCUGAUAAAAUGCAGCAGAAAUGUUACAAUAUUCGUCCAUCACAAAACUAUUUUGCUAAUAAAUGCCUGAAACGUUCAGAAUGCUAUCAAUUAAUCGGUGAUGGGCACAACAAAAUGGUUAAUGUCAACAAUAACAUUUGCUUUGGUAUUACAUUUACGUCGAGGACAUCACAAAAACCACAUAAAAGACACUAACAAGUUUUUUGUGCCCUAAUUUGAAUACAGCCAUUACAUGUUUGCAGGUUAA